AUGGUUUCAUACUCAGCGUCUUCGAGGCAGGAAAGCCCAGCCGAUUCCCCCGCGUCCUCUCCCGCUAUAGACUCGGCUUCGAGUGGCGUAGACGAAUCCUGGGAGCAGGAUUGCUCAUCAUCGACCUCCGCACAUCAAACGCCACCUUCAGCGCCUCGAGAUCGACCCUCACUCACUGCCGACCUCAAAGAGAAACGAAAGCGAUCUCGCGUGACACCUCAACAACUCGUGCAGCUUGAGCAAUCCUUUGCUGCCGAUCGAAGCCCGACAGCUGCAAGGCGAAAAGAAAUAAGCAAGCUACUUGGGAUGAACGAGAGGCAGACACAGAUUUGGUUCCAGAACAGGCGAGCAAAAGCUAAGUUGCAGGAGAUGGGUGCCAAGGCCCCUGGCGGUCCAAUGCACGGCUUACUUGACGUUCUACCCGGACAAAUCAGCGAUGCCAAUCACCGCACACUCAUCAACGAGGACGGACCUAUCUGUAUCAUGCCCUGUACCGACUUAACCGUCGGAACGUGGAAGCGUAUGGCAAUGGCCCCGGACGAUUUGGUCGCUUAUGUUUCCGAAGCCAAGCAGCGCUUCAGUUGGUUCAUCCAAUGCGAGGGCACUAGCUUCAAAAUGAAUGUCCCAUUUAGCACUGUCAUUGACACCAAAGUCUCCCACCUAUCUGCGGAUAUGGUCCUGGCUUCGAUCAUACUCUCACAUCCUCCUCAAUUUUUCGCCAAGUCGGCACGGCCUGCAGCCGUCAACGCAGGGCCAUCAGAGUGGAAAAGAUGUGCCGAUUGGACCGAAGACAUGCAAGCCACGAAAGUGAUGCGUCACGAUCUGGUCGCUCUAGCGGGCCCAUUGUAUCAAGCAUUGGGUGUCUUUAACUUUGUCAGGUCGAGCUUUGAAGGCGGUUCGGCACCAGCAGAGCAACACCUUUCGCGCGACGCAGGCCACCAACGCAUUGCCGAGCGAAAGCCACAGUCUCCACGUACAUUCAUUACUCAUGCAGCGGGUUGGCACGACUCGCCGCGGAACUCUGCAGCUAGCGAUGUUUACCCUCUAUCCCACUCGCCGGACUAUGUAUAUAACGCCCCUUCAGCUCAGCUUACGCCCCCCCAAGGUCUGACGGAUGAAGUCGUGCCAUAUUGGGGUAGUCCUGCUGAUGCGUCCUCGGGUAUGCCGAUCCAACAAGCACGGCAUUCCACCGCCCCGUCCUAUUUUUCCGCAGCAACAUCAUCCCCCCAUGCCCCAUCGUCGAUGUCAGCAUAUAACGCACGUUACAGCGCUCAGGACUACGAGACUCGCUCCUUCUCCGACUCGCCGCCAUUGUUCUCUGGUUCUAGCGGUCUCUCAUCCGCAUCCACGUCGCCUUCCUCGUUCCCGUCCCCGGAAAAUACCCGAGCGGCUAACCUCGCGCUGGAUUGGGACAAUGGCGCGGGCCCGCGAGUUAGCUCGUCGCAGGUAGGGCACCAGGGCGGCACCGCGAUGAACCUUACGGAUCCCCGCGGCAUGAGCGUAUCCGCCAUCACUCAUCAUCAGACUAGUGCACAAGUCAAGCGACCGUUCUGA
Molecule: messenger RNA, 1554 nt
Organism: Fibroporia radiculosa
Lineage: Eukaryota; Fungi; Basidiomycota; Agaricomycetes; Polyporales; Fibroporiaceae
Exons: 4
Coding region: 1-1554 (517 amino acids)
Biological process (GO): regulation of transcription by RNA polymerase II; cell differentiation
Molecular function (GO): RNA polymerase II cis-regulatory region sequence-specific DNA binding
Source: RefSeq, a predicted model, not a curated record